Molecule: messenger RNA, 1542 nt
Organism: Nelumbo nucifera (sacred lotus)
Lineage: Eukaryota; Viridiplantae; Streptophyta; Magnoliopsida; Proteales; Nelumbonaceae
Gene: NUDX23
Product: nudix hydrolase homolog 23
Molecular function (GO): hydrolase activity
Source: RefSeq, a predicted model, not a curated record
UCGAAUUCAACAGGCUCGAUCUUCAAAUCUUCCGUAGAAAUCAAUUUUCUAGCUCUGAGCUUUAGAAGCUCGUGUCCUCUGCGUUGUUGUUGUUGUUUUCAGUUUGUGGGAUCUUGGAUUUGAAGAGCAGAUCAUGCUGAGAGCUAUCCAGUUUCUUGGUUACUCUUCUGGAGUCGUUUCGUCUACGCUGCAUAGAUGGAAGCCGCAUGGGCGCGGUGGGAAACUGUCGCUCAUGUCCAUCUCUACUAAAUCGGCGUCGACGUUAACGUCGGGAAGAGUAGCGGUUUCUUUGCUCUUGUCCGAUGGUUCUACGGUCCGAGGCGGUUGUUUCGGAGCAUUUCGAACCUCUGCAACUCGUUCUGAAUCGAACUCGGACUGUAGUUCAUCUCCUUCUCCAGCAACUGCAUUUCAGUCAUUAGCCCAUAUCAAUUUCUGUCAGUGGUGUGGUGGCCCAACUAAGCAAGCUAUUCCUGAUGGAGAUGAGAGAAUGAGAGAUGUUUGCCAGCUUUGUGGGAAAGUUGCCUAUCAGAACCCAAAAAUGAUUGUGGGUUGCCUUGUUGAGCAUGACGGCAAAGUCCUACUUUGCAAGCGGAACAUUCCACCAUCUUAUGGUCUUUGGACUCUUCCUGCUGGCUAUAUGGAAAUUGGGGAGUCUGCAGCAGAAGGGGCAAUCAGGGAAACUUCGGAGGAAACAGGCGCAGAUGUGGAACUAGUAUCACCAUUUGCUCAACUGGAUAUCCCUCUUAUUGGCCAAAGUUACAUAAUUUUCAGAGCAAGGAUGAAAAAAGUCCACUUUUCACCAGGCCCUGAGUCUCUGGAUUGCCAGCUUUUUGCACUUGAUGAUAUACCAUUUGAUUCUUUGGCAUUUUCAUCAAUGCUUGUAACAUUGAAUAUGUACAUUGAAGACAUCAAAACUGGAAAACCCAAGUUUCAUUAUGGUAUCAUAAAUAAGAGACCUGGUACUAGGCCAGAUGAUAUUCAUGCCUACACUCUAGAUCAUCAUAUGCAGUCAUGAAAAGUGCCACAAGGGACCACAGUGAGGGGGUACACGAGUCAAGCCAAUAAAUUGGUUCAACCUGGCUUGAAAGGAAGUACUUGAUCCAUUCAUUCAGUUUAAUAUUCAUUGUAUUUUACUAUUUUAUCAUGUUGUAGUUUCUUUUGGUUUUCCUUUCUAGCCUUGGAUUUUAAAUAUGGUUUAGUACCAGUAGAAACCCUGAGGAAAAAUAUACCAAGCAGAUUGAAUUAAUUACUAGUUUUGAAGGAGCAGCAGCAGCUCAUCUAACUGAUUUCAAAGCUUCUUGUACUCUCAAUCAGCUCAUAUGAUACAAUAGAUGUAAGAGAUUUUGGAUAGACAUCAUAGAAGAUGAAACUAAAAGCAAAUGGUUAAGGAAGUUUACCUUAAUUUCUUCUGUCCUUUGUUGAACAAUCAAAUUUCCUAUUUUAUGCCCUUUCUUUGUUCAAUAAUCAAAUGGUCUUAACUAGUGGAUGAAAUACAUAUGGUAAUGCUGUUAAAAUGUAGUGUUCUGCAUAGGGUUAUUUGUC